AUGACAACAGACACCAAUAUCACAACUGCUGGCCACCUGCAGGUGCUGCUGGAUCCGGCUGUUACAUCACAGGAUAGUGUAGACAUUAUUCUCGUUCCAGGAAUCGGAACAAUCCCACCUAAGAAUUGGCCGUUUGCCAACACAGAUUGGCUCGCAUCCCUACCAGGCUCCGGUGCUAAGGCAAACGUUCUCUCGUACGAAUACUCCUCGCCGCUUGCAAGCAGAAAUCCCUCGUGGGAGUCGAUUCUGAUGCUGGGUUAUGACCUUCUCCAGAAUUUAAGCGAUUUUAGAUCAGGCUCAGACCUAGAUUCGCCAAUAUUAUUGGUCUGUCACAGCUUAGGAGGCCUUAUAGUCAAGCAGGCUUUGUGUGUUGCUAAUAAGCAGAUUACUCGGUACGGGUCGAUUGUCAACGCUAUAGCUGGCGUUAUCUUCUUUAGCACUCCACACCGUUAUGGCGAUGGGGUUACAAGCUUAAUGCGUUUUCGGGAUAUCUUGGAAGCAACAACAGGUAGAAAAAUGAAGCUCUCGAAAUCCAGUGUCGAGCAAGAAGGCGCUGUUUUGCUCGACCUCGCCGAUAGGUUCGAGGGCAUCUCCUUCCGGUCUCCGAUAUUAUCGAUUUAUGAAUUGAGACAAACGAAGAGCGGAUCAAUACCGCUACGCUGGAAAUACCAGCAGUUGGUUGAACGUGAAGCUUGCUUAACUCAUGCCCCUAUGGAAACAGUCAUUGGCCUCAAUAUCAACCACCACGAGAUAUGUCUUUUUACCAAGAGUGCCGGUAAUGAGGGCAUACCCGAGUUGGAGAAGUUUGUUCACGACACACUAAAUGAUGCCAUGCUUCUUGUUGCCUUUCGACUUAAGGAUCCAAGAUGUAACGAUGAGCAAUACUCGACCACAAUGAGCGGCCCGUAA
Aspergillus neoniger CBS 115656 is the source of this 909-nucleotide messenger RNA. RefSeq names its product esterase/lipase family protein. The record is from RefSeq and is a predicted model, not a curated record. The transcript is spliced from 5 exons. Lineage: Eukaryota; Fungi; Ascomycota; Eurotiomycetes; Eurotiales; Aspergillaceae. Bases 1 to 909 code for a protein of 302 amino acids.